AUGGCAGACGAGCUGACGCCACUGCAAAGCCUCGAAGGCCGCCUGCUCUUCGCAGUGCCCAAGAAGGGUCGCCUCCUCCAGGCUAGUCUGAACCUCCUCGAGGGCGCCGACAUCCAAUUCAAGCGCGAGAACCGCCUCGACAUUGCGCUCGUCAAGAAUCUGCCCAUCGCCCUCGUCUUUCUGCCCGCCGCAGACAUCCCCACUUUCGUCGGCGAGGGCCGUGUCGACCUAGGAAUCACCGGCUUCGACCAAGUGAGGGAACACGAUGCUGGCGUGCGCGAAUUGGCCCGCGCCCGUCGCAUGAGCGGCGACGGGAGCCCUGACCCGUCAGACAAAGCACAAGGUUGUGAGACGGUCAUGGACCUCGGAUUCGGCUCUUGCCGCCUUCAGGUCCAGGCACCUGCCAAGGGCGGGUACGCUGAGGGCAAGGACCUUAUUGGGAAGAACGUUGGGACGAGCUUUGUGCAUCUGGCCCACGAGUACUUUGCCCGUCUAGAACUCGAGAGGGAGGGUGUGACAGACUCCAACGCCGACUUUGCGGGUCGUAAGCUACGCACCAAGAUCAUCGAGCUCAGCGGUAGUGUCGAAGCGGCCUGUGCAUUGGGUGUAGCCGAUGGAAUUGUUGACCUUGUUGAAUCUGGAGAGACUAUGAAAGCGGCCGGACUCAUGGCCAUAGACACGGUAGUGGAGUCGUCUGCCAUCUUGAUCAAGUCAAAGGCACCCAGCAACCCUGCCAUGGUGGACCUGAUUGCGGCGCGUAUCGGUGGCGUUAUUACUGCACAGAAAUACGUCUUGUGCCAGUACAACAUUCCGAGAACGAGCCUUUCGGACGCGACCAAAAUCACGCCUGGAAAGCGCGCGCCAUCCGUCACGUCUUUGGAUGAGGACGGCUGGGUGGCCGUCAGUGCAAUGGUCGAGAAAAAGCGCAUUGCCCCGGUUAUGGACGAGCUGAUGAAGAUUGGAGCAACGGACAUCUUGGUCUUGGAUAUCCACAAUACCAGGGGCAGUUGA
This is a messenger RNA of Lasiosphaeria miniovina, 1011 nucleotides long. RefSeq lists its product as uncharacterized. Gene Ontology annotation, cellular component: cytoplasm. The record is from RefSeq and is a predicted model, not a curated record. Bases 1 to 1011 code for a protein of 336 amino acids. Gene Ontology annotation, molecular function: magnesium ion binding; ATP phosphoribosyltransferase activity. Lineage: Eukaryota; Fungi; Ascomycota; Sordariomycetes; Sordariales; Lasiosphaeriaceae. The transcript has 3 exons. Gene Ontology annotation, biological process: L-histidine biosynthetic process.